Molecule: messenger RNA, 1071 nt
Organism: Penicillium alfredii
Lineage: Eukaryota; Fungi; Ascomycota; Eurotiomycetes; Eurotiales; Aspergillaceae
Exons: 7
Coding region: 1-1071 (356 amino acids)
Source: RefSeq, a predicted model, not a curated record
AUGGAUGGGCUGGGUCUGAAUGAGAUUGCACAGCAACUCUCUGCUCUCGAAGUGGCCCUGUUUCUGUGCCUGGUCGCCCAUGAACAUUGUUUGAUCGAAACCACCGCCACUUGUAUCCAUGACCUUGCGACAGAACUUGCCUUGAUUUGCUCCAUUACAUUCGAUUUCUCAUGCUCUAUCUUGGAUUGCUCCUCAGCAACGUCUCUCGAGGACAUCGGAAAUGACAUCCGUAUCCCAGAUGCGCGAAGAGGCCACGCGCACCCUUCGCGUCCCUGGAUGAAUGUCGAAUCUAGUUCUCGGGAUCGCAGCAAAUCCCCGGUCCCCAGCACACCUAAUGACACCGGCAACAUUGUCAAUAUUGUCAUAGCAAAGAACUUCAAUGUUGUCAACGAGAACAUUCAAGCCCAAAUUCUGCAGUUGAUGCGAUCGAGGACGUUGGUCACUGAGAACGGCUCUCUUCAUGCACCUACAGACUUCCUUUUUAUUCCACUGGUCGUGCGGGAAUCUGAAUAUCUCCGGCCACCAUUAAAGACGCACUUGAGCGAUAAUCUCUUGAUUUCCCAUUUUCAUGACGCCGAAGAUGGUUAUAUCUAUCUUGAAGAGAACGAUUGGCUUGCAGAUGAGCAAUUGUCAGCAUCCUCUGUUAUCCGCAGGCCAGAGAAGCCUCUGCGAAACAAAGGCCCCAAAAUAGAUCGAACAGUAAUGGAGAAACUUCAAGAGGCAAGCGUCUCGGUUUCCAUAAGCGCUGAAGUGGUUCGGUAUAUUCAAGAUAUCGUCGUCUUCUUACGUCUCAGUCGUGCAGUUGCCGGGGGCGUGUCUGCCCGAGCAAGCAUUCAAUUUUCCCGAUUUGCGCAGCUUCUCGCGCCCUUGCACGGCAUUGAUUACCUGACACCCUCGAUCGUGGCAUUGGCUGCGCGAAAGGUCUUUCGCCAUCGACUCAUCGUCGCAGAUCCUUUUGAUGACCGGAGUCUGCAGUACGGGAGUGAUCUUGAAGCGGUGUCCCAGGUGUUAGAUGGUGUAACGCCAGAGUCGAUUUUGGAUGGUGUGCUGGCAUUAGAGCCUCCGAUAUAA